Molecule: messenger RNA, 702 nt
Organism: Necator americanus (New World hookworm)
Lineage: Eukaryota; Metazoa; Nematoda; Chromadorea; Rhabditida; Ancylostomatidae
Exons: 7
Coding region: 1-702 (233 amino acids)
Source: RefSeq, a predicted model, not a curated record
AUGAGCGAGAAGCUAAAGAAGUAUAUGGAGGAACUGGAUGACCUUCCUCCAUUCAUUCAGAAGAAUGCUAAGGAAAUCCGUGAGCUUGAUCAAGAAACAGAGAAAUUAAUGCGCGUGAUCCAAGAAAGUACCGUGUCGUAUGUGACCAACAUGAAGAAUACCCCCAUGGAGCAGCGAGUGAAAUGGUACAAAGAAAUGCAGGCAAUGUAUGAUGAGGUCGACAAGCUAAGUGAAAAGAAGGAGCAACUUGCUGACGACAUGUAUAAUGCUGUCGAUACGCGCAUCAAAGAGAUGGACAAAAUGAUGGUCGAGUUCCAAGAACUUCAGAUCAGGAACUGCAACGAAGCUGAGGAGGCUGAAGAAGGCGAGUCAAGUUCGAAUACUCUGAAGCGUAAAGGUUCAAGAUCUGCCAGAAAGGGUGGUAAGAGAAAGAAGGGGGAUGACAACAAAGUUACUUCUGCGAAAAGAGGUAAUUUCAAGCCGUCUGCAAUACCUGCUGUGGAUAUGCCUGUUGAUCCGAACGAACCCACGUAUUGUAGCUGUCACCAGGUUUCUUUCGGUCAAAUGAUUGCCUGCGACGGACCAGAAUGCAAAAUUGGGUGGUUCCACUUCCAGUGCGUCGGCUUAAAAACUUCUCCCGCUGGGAAGUGGUAUUGCAAGCAGUGUAAGGGAGGAGCAAGAAAGAAGAGAACUAAGUCGUAA